Haliotis rubra (blacklip abalone) is the source of this 1945-nucleotide messenger RNA. RefSeq lists its product as uncharacterized. The transcript is spliced from 5 exons. Lineage: Eukaryota; Metazoa; Mollusca; Gastropoda; Lepetellida; Haliotidae. The record is from RefSeq and is a predicted model, not a curated record. Bases 290 to 1339 code for a protein of 349 amino acids.
GGUCAUGAUGUUUCCUUCAGUCAACAACCGACGGACUUGCUCAGACAGUUACUGAAUGCUGAUACAUGCACAACUGCAGGCGUUGGAUAUCGCCCAAGUUGGUGGGAACUGCCUCCACUUUAUCUUCGCUGCAUCUAAGCACUGUGACUCAUUCUGCUAGAUCUCACUUGUGUUUGUUGGCAUACACAGAAAGGCUUACCUAUGACUGUGUGGUCAGUCGACCUACAUCCGCGCCAUUAACAAAGUCUCGGAUUACAGCGGUGAAGGUCGUUGCCGUCAGACAUCCAAAAUGGCGGACAAGGAUAAUCUUAUCACUCAGCUGAAGACCCGGAUGCAGAGUGUAGAACCUCUAACUGAUGAACCAGAAUUCCAUACUGAUUCAGAGACAAUCGCGCGCUACUUGAAGUCACGUGACUGGAGCCUGGAUGAUGCUGAGAGCCUGCUGAAGGAGACAGUGGAGUACCGAAGACAGAACCGCCCUCUGCACCUCAACUGUCGCUGGUGCCAUGACAGGCCUGGCUUCCAUUCCAUGCGCCAGAUCGGUCAUGAUGAGAUGGGCCGUCCUGUUAUCUACUCAAGCUUUUCCCAGGCUUCAACUCACCGGAACACAGUGGAGGACUCCGUCAGUCACGUGACCUACCUCAUAGAGAACGCUAAGUUGACGAUGCAGCCUGGGAUAUCCACCUGGGUGUUUAUCAUUGAUUGUACAGGGAUGACAAUGCAGUCAUGCAACCCUAGGUUAGGAUACGGCGUGACCCAUAUAAUGGCCAACCACUACCCGGAGCGUCUCGGUCUGGUCAUAUGCCUCAACCACAGCCCAAUCUUCCACGGUGUAUGGAAGGCUAUCAAGGUCUUCCUCCACGAAAACACAGUCUCCAAGAUGAAGCUAGUGAGGUCCAAGAGGAAGAUCCAACAAACGUUCCAGAAAUAUUUCUCCGAAGAACUAACAGCGUGGUUGCAUGAGGAGAUGAGGCUCAACAAGGUCAAACCUCUCCCUGAAGGUCAAGCGCAGUUUUGGCACCCUCCAGCUGAAAAAGGAGGUCACGACCCCCGUGGGUCACCUUCCUACGUAUCAAAGUUCAUAGAUUCAUAUACCAGCAAUAUCAGAGACACCGCUGAGCGCAUACACAAGCCACAUCCAAACGUGUUAGACAAUCUGUGUGGGACGGUGCUAAAAGUGACGAUAUCACCACAAGAAGCUAAAGAACGCGAGGAGGCGCAAGCUGUUGCCGAGGCGUCCAACUUCGACGGUAGUGAUGACGACACCGAAGUACCUUCUGUGCAUAUCGCUGACGAGUUUAAGAUACCACAAACAGCUUUGCCUUUAAGCACAUACUGACAACGUCGAGGGCUCGUAAGACGUCUGCAACGAUGGUCCCUGGUGUUUAUAAUCAUUUACAUUUAUCAAAGACUUUGUCAGAACAGGAUGAAAUAUGGGAGAGCGCAAGACGACGGGGGAGCGUGAGUGCCGUCAGCAGAUAGAUUGCUGUGUGUGCAAGGCGACGAUAAUGGUGAACACAAGGACAACACUCAGAUCGAUAACUGAGGCUGGGGGGACACAGGGACAACACUCAGAUCGAUAACUGAGGCUGGGGGGAACCAAUUAGCAUCCCUUCUGAGCGGGUACAAAACUGUAAUAGAAAAUCAGAUUACUAGACGAUUGUGUGUGAACGGUAACCUAAUCUAAUUUAAUGUUCAACUUUGUCUGUGAUCACUAAUUUCGGUGGUGGGAAGUGCAAUGUCUUCCAGUGUGUAAAUCUUAGAGUGAGAGUUACUUCCCCUGACGCAUUCCGUUCAGAGUUAAAGGAGUUGCAAGUUUUGUUUAUUAUUUACGUUAUUAUCGAAGAGGUUUGUUUUCGUCGUUCCUUUAUCACAUUUUUAGUUUGGAAAUAACUCUCACCCGAUGAUUCUAUACAAUGUUACUUAUAAAUGGAAUGCAUUUUUA